UAACUGUCGCCGUGCACAGCACACGACCCCUGCGUAGGCCCCUAUAUAUUUUAUUGAAACGCUUCAAGUGCCUCUGGCCGGUAACACGCUGUGCAUAUUGAUUUCAUUACCACAAUGAAUGAGGACAAAGAUUCCCAAGUUGCCUUAGGUCGUCCGGAAGCUGAAUCUAGUAUUACUAUUAGGCCCCCUGACAUAGUGGCACAAAGUCAGUGCAUCAUGGUGGGUGCAAAGGAAGAGGAGGAUAAGACCAACAUCCUUGAUGUGAAAAAAGAAGACUACACCUCUGAAGCUAAAAUGGGAGAAGGACAGGAGGACAAGGAUGAGGAGAAGGCUCAUGCCAUUGUGGCAGACACAGAGGCGGAGGGUAAUCAGGCCACUCUGGGUUGUGUAAAUGAGGAAGAUGAAGCCAUGGAGGCAAUUACCAGAGAAGGCAAUAUGGCAGAUGGCGAUACAGACAAUUGCGAAAAGAAUACGUCAACGUACGUCGAUGGCCGGGCAGGGCUGUUCACUUCGGAGAUCUACAAAAUUGAGAUCCAAAACUUACCCAAGUAUUUUGGGCACAGUCAAUUGAAGAAGAGGAUUACCAAUCAAGGUCUGAAGCCAGUCAAAGUGAAAUCCAUGCGUGCUACGGGCCCUAGCUACUGCUUCGUGACCUUCAGGUGCGAAGAGGACAGACAGGAAGCAAUUAAAAAGCUAAACGGCCACGUCUGGAAAGGAUGUACUUUUCGCGUCAAGAUAGCAAAUGCAAAGGUCGACCCGAUCGUGAAGAGAAGGCAGGAGGACACGAAUGAUGAUGGUGGUAACCAGUCUGUCAAGAGGCAGAGAGUGACGACGAACAAGGGGGGCCACACGCAGGGAAAACGAGCAGAGGUUGAUGAGUCAUCCUCGCUGGAGGAUCAGGUCAAGGAGAGAUUGACCCCGCUGUGGAAUACGCCGUACGAGGAACAGUUGGAGGUAAAGCAGAGAUCUAUAGUUUCGUUCUUGACAACGUUUGCACGAUCCAUGUCCGACGUUGACAACUCUCAACAUCGCUGGAUCCAAGCUCAGCGAAAAGCCAACAAUAACAUGUGCUGCAAGCUCGAAGAUAUUAGGCCAAGUCCCAGGAUAGAGGGAUCUCGUAACAAGCUGAGCUUCAGCUGCGGUCUGCGGCCGGACACUCGCGUUCGCACGGUCGGCUUCCGCGUCGGACGCUACGAGGCGGGCUCGACCGGCGUCGUCGAACCGUACGGCAUCGACGUCGUUCCGGAUUACGUGAAGAACGUAGUGCGGGUGAUAGAGCAGUAUGUCAGAGCAUCAACAUAUGAAGUGUUUGACUCUCAGACUCACAGUGGUUAUUGGGAGAGUGUCCUGUGUCGCACCACCGAGAGCAAGGAAGUGAUGCUAGGGUUCUGCAUGCGUCGCCAAACCCUAACUGAUUCUGAAACUCAGCAAGAGAUGGCAGCACUGAAGGAAUUCUUUACGACCGGUCCAGGAGCUGCAGUGAAUGUGACUUCGCUGUACAUUACAUUUACAAUCAGGAAGCAGACUGGCUCAUCUUCAGAUCUGCAAUGGCAGCACAUUAUGGGGGAAAAGGCUAUCACGGAGCGUCUGCUGGGACUUGGGUUCCGUAUCUCCCCCAGCUCGUUCUUCCAAGUGAACACCCUUGCCACCGAGGUUCUUUAUUCAGUUGUAGGCGACGUCUGCAAGCUGAACGAAGACACGGUCCUGCUGGACAUCUGCUGUGGAACUGGAACCAUUGGUCAGACGCUCGCAAAGCAAGUGAAGAAGGUGUAUGGGUUUGAGCUGAUACAGGAGGCGGUGGACGACGCACGAUACAAUGCAAAAGUCAACGGCAUCAGCAAUAUUGAGUACAUCUGUGGCGAUGCAAUGCAAGAGGUCCCGGAGCUUGUUGGCAAGUUGUCGCCGUACUACUGUAAGGACGUGGUAGCCAUAUUGGAUCCACCCCGAGCCGGAUGCAGUGUGAAGGUGAUACAAGCAAUCCGCAGGUGCAAACAGAUCAACAGACUCAUCUAUGUCUCCUGCAAUGCACAGCUGGCAAAGCACAACUUUCUCGAUCUCGUGCGACCUGCCUCCAAUAAGUUUCGUGGCGAGCCGUUUCGACCGAUCGUGGCGACACCUGUUGACCUUUUCCCGCACACAAAUCACGUCGAGCUGGUGCUCCUGUUCGAGAGAGGAUCGCAUCAGCCUGUCUCUGACGCGUCAUCGGUAAAUGCGCACGACACCGACGCAGAUGCUGCGACCAACGUGGAAAACAUAGAUGGUGCUGGCGUAGUUGCAACAAGCGUCCCUGCGGUAGCCAGUGCAGCAGCAGCUGCUGCUGCUGCUCCAGUCAAUGCUGAAGGUGGCUCUACUGAUGUUAAGCCACGUGACGUUACUCCUGACAAGGAAGUUCGCACUUUGCCACAGUGCACCAGUGACAGCACCAUGGACGAUGUAGAUUCUACGCCUGCAGGAAAUGUAGAUGGCGCUACAACAGCCAGUACAGGUGGCAGCACCACAGAUGAUGUGGCUCGUACAACUACAGGAAAUGCAGAUGGCGCUACAACAGCCAGUACAGGUGGCAGCACCACAGAUGAUGUGGCUAGUAAAACUACAGGAAAUGUCGAGGGUGCAACGAACGAUAGCCAGUAAUGGUGGCAGCAAAGAAAACUGCAAGAAAUGUAGAUGAUACCAAUGCAGUCGGCACAGGUGUCAGCACGUGCCAGUAAUGAAGUACAUACGUGAGCAGUUGACAAGAUGAGUAUAACGUGAUAGAAGUAUCGAGUUGUCGCAUGCCAAUUUCAUGGGUCAAACGUCUGCUCGAACAUUCUCUCUGUUUUUUAGGUUGGAUUGGUUUUAAAGUUUUUCCACUGCACGUGUGUGUAGCCGCAGACUUACAUCGCAGUCGGUGGGGAGUAAAUAUGAUGUGUAUCAAUUACCAAUCAAGUAAUAUGAUGUGUUAAGGAAUUCUAGUUUUUGUGCUCUCCUGCUGGUUGCAGUGCAUAAUUUAUAUACAAGGUUACGUAUUGCAGCAAUAAAACUACAGCUACAGUCAUCAUCGUACCAGACUGCGUUUGUUGUCGGUUUCUGUCACGGUAGUCUAUACAUGCAAUCUGCCUUUUAUUUUCAUGUGUGUUUAACAAAAAUUACAGGUUAGUGAACAUUUGCAUACAGAUUUGUUUUCGUGAUCACAUCAAGAAUUUUUUUAUAUAGUACUUUUACUACAGAUACUUCUAUAUUACUAUGAGAAACACAGAGACAGUGUGUGAUCUAUUGGCCGUAUGUAUAUCUGAUGUAAAAAUUAGAAACAAAUUGUGAUUACUAGUUUAAUUUAGUGUAAUAAAGUGAUAUUUUAAAAGCA
This is a messenger RNA of Priapulus caudatus, 3340 nucleotides long. Its product is annotated as tRNA (uracil-5-)-methyltransferase homolog A-like. Gene Ontology annotation, molecular function: RNA methyltransferase activity; RNA binding. Gene Ontology annotation, biological process: RNA processing. The record is from RefSeq and is a predicted model, not a curated record. NCBI's taxonomy places the organism in Eukaryota, Metazoa, Priapulida, Priapulimorpha, Priapulimorphida, Priapulidae. The transcript has 15 exons. The coding region runs from base 115 to 2631 and encodes 838 amino acids.